Neodiprion fabricii is the source of this 1798-nucleotide messenger RNA. RefSeq names its product survival of motor neuron-related-splicing factor 30 (gene Spf30). Lineage: Eukaryota; Metazoa; Arthropoda; Insecta; Hymenoptera; Diprionidae. The record is from RefSeq and is a predicted model, not a curated record. Gene Ontology annotation, cellular component: precatalytic spliceosome; cytoplasm; nucleus. The coding region runs from base 149 to 856 and encodes 235 amino acids. Gene Ontology annotation, molecular function: RNA binding. Gene Ontology annotation, biological process: regulation of alternative mRNA splicing, via spliceosome; mRNA processing. The transcript has 5 exons.
CAGACUUAAAUGCAAAUAGAACUGGAAUAUGGUUCUCCAGCCAUCUUGUAACUAACAAGUUAUGUCUUUUAUCUGUAUCGUGGACUAGAAAGGUUUAACAACAGUUGGAUCGUUUAAUUGGUGAUUUGUUAAAACGCUGUACUUCAUCAUGGAUGAUUUACAGAAUUAUAAGCUUCAACUGCAACAGGUUGAAGCCGCACUGACCACAGACCCAAACAAUGAAGAAUUGUUGAAACUGAAGAUAGACUUAGAGGAAGUCAUAGAGUUGACUCAUGAUCUGGUACGAUCGCAGCAACAAGAAAAACGGCAGGCAAAUGGAAUGGAUGCGAAGGAUCCGAUCCUCCUAGCUGUCUUAGCAAACAAAUGGAAAAUUGGAGAUCAGUGCAUGGCUCCGUGGAGCGAAGAUGGCAAAUAUUAUGAAGCAACAAUAGACACAAUCAGUGAAGAUGGUACAGUCAACGUUACUUUCAAUGAAUACAAAAAUACCGAUGUCACUAUGCUUGACCAACUUAAGUCUGUUGCUAAAAGGCCAGCUUCGGACUGGGCAGAUCAAAAGUCGAAGAAGAUGCAAGCAGCAGCGAUCGCUGGUUCAGAUCCUAACAAGCAACGCGAGUAUUUGAAGAAGAAAAAGCAAAAGAAGCUUCAAAGGUUCAAGGAGCUCGAGGAGGAGCGUGAAUCGGAGAAAAACAAGUGGCUGGCUUUCACAACUAAGUCCAGUAAGAAAGGGGUUGUGAAGAAGAGUAUAUUUGCGACACCGGAAAAUGUCAAUGGUAGGGUAGGCAUUGGAACUUGUGGAGUCAGUGGUCGUGAAAUGACCAAGUUCAGCAAUGGAGAAAAAUGGCGCCGAGGUACAUAAGUCUGUACAUACGAAUCACUAUGUGUAAGAAAAAGUUUAUACUUUUGAACUAAUAUUAAAUGUAGUUAAGGCAAAUCUCGAUCAGAUGUAAACUGUUCUACAAGUGUCGUGUAAUAGAAGUGACUACAGCGUUUAAAAAUACGGUUUAAUCUUUUUAUUUUUAAAAAUUUUGAUCGCGAAAUUAAUUUAAAACGCGGUUAGUUGGGUUAUAUCGCUUGUUUCUGCAAUUUUUAGAAAUGUCUCUACUACUGAUAUUAAUUGUUCAGAUAUGCUAUUCACCUCUGCUGUGAUGAGCAUGCGUAGCACUGGGACUUUUGGGAAAGUUUCGGUCUCAGAUAUCCGGGUUCUGCUAGUGUUAGAAUUUUUUUAUCCAGCGUUGUUACAUCAAUCGUUUUUGUACAUAAAUUCUAAGUAGGCAAUAAUAAACGCUGCGAAAAGCCUUCUUUUUAGUCUCCGUACAAUUUAUUCUUGUUUCUCUGUCCUUUCUCUUUGUCAGAUUGGAAUUUAAUUGGUGAAUAUAAACUGAUGCCUGAUUUCUGUCAUUCAUAUACUACUAUUUUCCGAUGAACUCCUGCCAGUCUUUGGUUGAACCUCUGACGAAAUUCAGUUAAAUUGGACAAAGGUGAAACUUGUACGAUAAAACCAACGUCUACCAUAGACAUCGCGAAAAUCUCAACUGUCGAGCAUCCUGAAAACUUUUCGCGUCAUCUCUUUUACCAAUUGACAAUCAUUCUCUUGCUGCACUCAAUUAUUACCAUUGCAUAAAUUAAUUCUUGUCAUUUGCUAUUUCGGUUUUACUGCAUGCGUAAUGUAAUGUUUCAUGGAAUCUGUAUGAACGAAACGAAUGAAUUAAACGGAAUGUCUGCGAAAUAUAAUUUGAAGUAAUCUGUAUUUUAAGUUACAAUUGCAUAUGAUAUGAAUAAAUGUAUAUUUGAAACUAAA